AUGCUGGUGAGGGGGGAGGACGGUGGCGGCGGCAUUGGCAGCAUCGAGCCGGUUGCCGUUGAGGACAUGCACGUGCGUGACCAGGGGGAUGCUGCGAAAGCUGUGGCCGAGCGCGUGCGGAGCGUUCUGAAGCACGCGAAGAGUCAGCCGUUGUGAUUGCCGCAUGACGUCGUAUGGUAGGUGUAGGAUAGAGACCUCUGUAUAGAAAAUGGUUGCGAGAA
This is a messenger RNA of Chondrus crispus (carragheen), 221 nucleotides long. RefSeq lists its product as hypothetical. Bases 1 to 156 code for a protein of 51 amino acids. The transcript has 2 exons. Lineage: Eukaryota; Rhodophyta; Florideophyceae; Gigartinales; Gigartinaceae. The record is from RefSeq and is a predicted model, not a curated record.